Coniosporium apollinis CBS 100218 is the source of this 1446-nucleotide messenger RNA. RefSeq lists its product as uncharacterized. The transcript has a single exon. Bases 1 to 1446 code for a protein of 481 amino acids. The record is from RefSeq and is a predicted model, not a curated record. NCBI's taxonomy places the organism in Eukaryota, Fungi, Ascomycota, Dothideomycetes.
AUGGAUCGAAGCCUCCGACGGAUCUUCAAGCGAUGUGUCGAGUGUCCACUAGUCAAUCCGUCGUGUCCUGUGUGCCCGAGCGGCCAAGUGUGUUCUCAGAUCGCCGAGUCUUGCGACAGUUGCGCCAGGACGGAAUGCGUGCCGAUAAGCCUGUCCACAUCGCCGAACGGGGAGAAGAACCAGAAUAGUGGUUCCAACGUCGGUGCCAUAGCAGGAGGAGUAAUAGGCGGAAUAGCCAUUGUUGCUAUACUGACAUGGCUUAUCUGGAAGUUCUGGAUUAAGAGGCGGCGAGAUGAAUACGAGGACGACGACUGGAAUGAUGCGGAUGCGCCUGUGGAGAAGGAUGGAGACGAAUUCACAAAGCGCCGGGACGCUCGCGCAUCCACUCAUACAGUCGCAUCCUUGGCCUCUACCAUCGCGACACGCGCCUCCAAUGUCAUCCAGAUUGCCUUCAUACCCGGCGUGACAACGCGCGACGGACCAGCUUCGCCAGACCUUCUCGUACCGCCCGUUCCUCCGAUUCCAUCAGCAAUGGGCUCGCCCUCCAUCCGCGGCUCGCCGUACUCUACCGAAGAUCAGCAUUUCUUUGUCCCCGGCGACCUUCGUGGCUCCACCUACUCUGGCCUCACAGACGGCUCCGACGCCCGCAGCAGCUACCGCCACCUAAGCCUUACACCAUCACUCGCACGCAACUCCGUCGCCAGCACCGUCUACCGCAACAACGCCGUCGUCGAUCCAAUGCCAGCACAAACAGUCGUGCGCGGCAAAGCCGCCGUCGUCAGCGUGAAGAGCUCCCAGAGCAACAGCCCUGUCGGGACACCUGGUGCCGAGACGCCGCCUGUACCCAGCAUCGACUACUCCAAGUUCACCAGCAAAGGCCCCUCGAGAUUCCAGAUCCCGCACUCCCUCGCCUCCUCUGCGCGCUCCACGCCGCAUGGCUCCAUCAGGAGCGUCCAGACGGUCGGAAAACCGAAGGCUCUCACCAUCAUCAAGCGCGAGAAGGCGCCGGUGCGCAUGACCAGCUCGGAUACGCUGCAGUCGCAGAACACCGUCAUAUCAUCCGAGACGACAGAGUCGUCACCUUCUGUCCUUAUCGGCCUAGCGCCAUCCGCCAGCCGGCCCUUAACCCAUGUCUCCGAAGCCUCGACCUCUUCGGCAGGGACGGCGCAUAGGCGCGCUCGCCAGUCCGACAACCUCCUCGACGACAGCGAUUCGGAGGGCGAGGGGAACCACGACCGUGCGAGGAUGAGCCUGCUGGGCAGGGACAGCCAGAUCACGGAGAUUGCGGAUACGCCUGCGCUGCCGAUCAGUCCGUUCUCGGAUGCGGGACGCCAGGGGGGCCUGGAAGCUGUGGAAGAGGAGGAGGAUAGGAGUCGUCUUGCAGCCGGAGGAGGUCGGGGGAGGGCGAGGAGUCCGUUUGGGGAUGAGCAUGCUGUUGAGCAGUAG